Molecule: messenger RNA, 2562 nt
Organism: Spea bombifrons (plains spadefoot toad)
Lineage: Eukaryota; Metazoa; Chordata; Amphibia; Anura; Pelobatidae
Gene: STAM
Product: signal transducing adaptor molecule
Exons: 14
Coding region: 145-1722 (525 amino acids)
Biological process (GO): protein transport to vacuole involved in ubiquitin-dependent protein catabolic process via the multivesicular body sorting pathway
Cellular component (GO): ESCRT-0 complex
Molecular function (GO): phosphatidylinositol binding; ubiquitin binding
Source: RefSeq, a predicted model, not a curated record
CUGAUGCUGCCUCUUUGGCAAGAGGAUAGAGAAGCAGGGAUAGAAGGGGAAGAAGGGAUUGUCAUCUCCAGGAUCCCGUAUCUGACAUACACACACUCCCUUUAUCAUAGAGAGGGACACUUCUAGAUAGAAGGACCAGCAGAGAUGCCUCUCUUUACCUCUAACCCGUUUGAUCCUGAUGUAGAGAAAGCUACCAGUGAGCUCAACACAGCUGAGGACUGGGGCCUUAUACUGGAUCUGUGCGACAAAGUUGGGCAGUCGCGGACGGGGCCAAAAGAUUGUCUCCGCUCGAUUAUGAAGAGAGUAAACCACAAGGAUCCUCAUGUGGCCAUGCAAGCGCUAACACUGCUGGGUGCGUGUGUCUCAAACUGCGGCAAAAUAUUUCACCUAGAAGUGUGUUCCAGAGAUUUUGCGAGUGAAGUUAGCAGUGUUUUGAAUAAGGGACACCCGAAGGUCUGUGAAAAGUUAAAAGCCCUAAUGGUUGAAUGGGCAGAUGAAUUCAAGAAUGACCCUCAGCUUAGUUUAAUAGCGGCCAUGAUAAAGAAUCUUAAAGAGCAAGGAGUAACCUUUCCAGCUAUUGGAUCACAGGCGGCCGAACAAGCUAAAGCUAGCCCUGCCCUAGUAACCAAAGAUCCGGGAACGGUUGCAACUAAAAAGGAAGAAGAGGAUCUUGCAAAAGCUAUUGAAUUGUCCCUUAAAGAGCAAAAGCAACAAGGCACAACGUCUAGUCUGUACCCGAGCACAAGCUUCCUAACCAGUCACAAGUCCGAGGGCCGGAAAGUCCAGGCCAUAUACGACUUUGAAGCUGCUGAAGACAAUGAGCUAACGUUUAAAGCGGGUGAUAUAGUCACUGUUCUGGAUGACAGUGACCCAAACUGGUGGAAAGGCGAAACUCAAGAUGGAAUUGGGUUAUUUCCUUCUAAUUUUGUCACAGCUGAUCUUACUGCAGAAGUAGAUAUGAUGAAGAGCGAAAAGAAGACGGUACAGUUCAGUGAUGAAGUGCAGGUGGAAACCAUAGAACCGGAACCUGAGCCGGUUUACAUUGAUGAGGAUAAAAUGGACCAGUUGCUACAGAUGCUUCAAAGUGCAAAUCCUACUGAUGGCUUACCAGACCCAGCAGACCUGCUUCAUCUAGAAGCUGCCUGUCAUCAAAUGGGACCAUUAAUCGAUGAAAAACUGGAAGAUAUUGACAGGAGGCACUCCGAAUUAUCUGAACUAAAUGUUAAAGUAAUGGAGGCUCUUUCAUUAUACACGAAAUUAAUGAAUGAUGACCCCAUGUAUUCUAUGUACGCGAAGAUGCAGAACCAACAGUAUUAUAUGCAAAGUGCAGGAGUCCCUGCUCAGCAGCCAUAUCAAGGACAGCAUCCGAAUGCCACCUACCUUGUUACCGGGAACGCACAGAUGGGCCACAUACAGACCUACCCGAUCCCUCCAGAUCAACUUCCUUCGAUAAAUCAAGUGACACAUCCUGUAAAUGCAGAAAUCCCCGGCCCGUCACCUCAAGCUGCCUAUAAUGCCUCAGUAGUCCAUUCAGCGUCAGGAAGCACGUACAUCAAUCAGCCGGCUGCCGGAUACAGCCAAAGUCCUGCUGCUGCCGUUGAUCUUGGUGCUUAUCAGACUGGUAACGUAACUUCGGAGGCUCCAAGCUAUACAGUAACCUCUUCAGCUCCUUCAACCAGUCAAGACCAACAACAGAGUUAUCCACAGAAAGCUCUUCUAUAGGCGCAUGGAUUGCGAACUGCGUGCUCUGGGUACCGGAGGGGUGCACUAGUGCUCCUUUGCGCUCAACUGGUUAGCGUCCUAAGAAAACCCACAAUGUGACCGCUCCUUUUAUCUAAAUCUGGCAUUUCAUUUUUUUAAUGGUCCUAUGCAGACUAGGUAGAUAUAUAAUAUAUAUAUAUAGGUCCUACCAGUAUUUUAUUUCUAUUUUAGUAUAGUAAAUACCUAAAACCCGUCGCCGCUGCUUGUGUUUGGCCAAUGGUUUCCUAUGGCGGUUGUGUCAGACAGGUUCUAAUGCGGCAUGCCCAAUGAUAUCACAAGUAAUUCCUCAACUCACCGAGCUCCGAUAUUUACAACUUCAGCUAAACUGUUUGUUCUGCAAACCAAUAAAGAUGCCUGGAGCAGCCAUUUAACUUAAGAUUAAUAGUGAUUAGUUCUGUGUAGCAGUGUAAGUGUGUGCACCAUCUCCUUUAUGGUCCUGUGGUUGAAGACACAUUUUGUUAAAGUGUUGCUGAACAAAAAUGAAAGAAACAAUUGGUUUUUCCAGAGCAGGAAACAUAUCAUGAAGAUUCUAAUCUAAAUACAUCUAAAGUUUGUGUGUUCCCGGGCAGGGGUGGAAUUCUCCAUAUAGCGUGAUUUAUCCAGAGUGACCCGUUUUCCAUUUACGGCCAACAUGCUCGUGCCUUGCCUUUAAUUCCUUUCUGCCGCAACCUUUCCACGUCUUGAUGGUAGCCUGAGAUAUAAACCUUAUUCUUUAUUGUUUCGUUAGGCCAGCUGGGAGAUGUGAUGCCAAAGAGUGAGUUGAGUGAGCAUGGACUGACCUUUUAUAGGUAACAAGAAAGA